Messenger RNA from Strongylus vulgaris, 912 nucleotides. The record is from the annotation of a GenBank genome assembly. NCBI's taxonomy places the organism in Eukaryota, Metazoa, Nematoda, Chromadorea, Rhabditida, Strongylidae.
AUGACGUACACAUUGCCUGAAAAAUUUUAUUUGGAACCUCGUGACCGCGAGGGUAAUCUUUUAUCACACCAAUACCUCGAGAUAGAUCGUCACUCCAAUCACAUACGUGUGUCAAAUGCUUCAGAAAGUCGGAUACCCUUAACCGAUGCUGAUAUUCAGUAUAUUCAUGGUUUAUUAGGCAUUAUUCCUAUCGUUUCAGAAAAACAGAUAUGGUACAAUCGGCAUUUCACAGAAAUGCUGCAAAGUGUGCUCACCAUCACUGGAUUUUACUUUUCAUAUUCGAUAGAUCUGUCACGCUCAUUACAGUGGCUAAGUGAAAAUGGCACCCCUCAAUUCAAGGAGACUUCUAUGAUUGAUCGUGCCGAUGACCGAUUCAUCUGGAAUGCCUUUCUUCUGUCGCAGAUUCGAAGUGUGAAGAACUCUGAGAGAUUCGCUCUUCCUGUCAUUCAUGGAUUCUAUGGAGAAGUCCUUCAUUGCAUAAAUGGACAUCAGUUCAAGUUGUCGUUAAUCUCGAGACGGAGCAAGUACAGAGCUGGUGUACGUUUUUACAAGCGAGGUGUAAGCUCAGAUGGACACCCUGCUAAUUUUGUAGAGACCGAGCAAAUAGUUGAGACAAUUUCUGGUAGAGGACGUCGGUUAACGUCAUUCUUGCAGACGCGUGGAUCCAUCCCACUUCUUUGGUCCCAAAAACCGAAUUUGAAAUGGCAGCCUAUGCCAACGAUGAAGGCCAGUGAUGACCAACUAACAGCUUAUAUUAGACACUUUGAAAAUCAGAGAAAGAUAUAUGGCGGCGUUCAUGUUAUCGUUAACCUUGUGAACCAAACUGGUCGUGAAAAGAAAAUUGGGAGUGAACUUGAGAGGAUUGUGCAGCAAGCUAAUCUCAAUUAUGUCAGGUGUGUUUCUUUAUCUUAA